UCCUGAGUCGUCAGUCUGUAUUCAAAAUUGGCUGUAAAAUGUCGGUAAUAAUAAAUAGUGUAUUGGUUUUAAUAUGUAUGUUUCAGUUAGUGUCUUCUGCCAUAAUGAACGGACCAGUUCCUAUGUCUCCUAACCAGUACGAAUUGAAACGUGCAGAAUUUUUGAAAAAUGAACAAGAAAAUAGUGUCGGAGGUACCUUGGAAUUGAGUGAAGAUGAGGUAAAAGCCAAUGCGACUUUGAUGGGUUUAAAAAAACAGGAAUUGGAAGAAGGUUUUAAGGAUCCUGCACGUUUUCCGCCGGCAAGGAGUUUCUUGGAAUCAGUUAAUGAUGUUAGGAAUUCUGCAGUUUUUGGUUUGCUUAAGAAAAUGCCUAAGGGUGCUGUUUUGCACGGACACGAUACCGCAUUGGUUAGUAUAGAUUUUGUUAUUAAAAACAUCACGUAUCGGCCAAAUCUUUAUGCAAAAUUACGACAAGACACCACGGGAUCCAACCAAAUUCUUGAAGAAUUAAAAUUUUUCCCCAAACAACCCGAUGAUGGGCUUUGGAAAAGCGUUGCACAAAUAAGACAGACUGAAGGUAUUCUAGAAACUGAUGAUUGGUUAAAAAUGCAGUUGACUUUAGGCCAUCAGGAUGUAGGUCUUGACGUCAACGCUGUUUGGACCAGAUUUGGUGGCAUUUUCGGUAAAAUCACACCAAUGUUAACCUACGAACCAGUCUGGACAGACUACUUCUACCAAAGUUUAAAAGAAUUUCACGAAGACAACAUAAACUACAUAGAAUUCCGCGGUACCUUACCCAACGUAUACAGACUAGACGGUACGGAACUCAAAGAAAAAGAAGUUUGCCAACUUUAUGUAGACACUUUAAACAAAUUCAAAAAUCAACAUCCAACUUUUUUCGGCGCCAGAUUCAUUUACGCCCCUCACCGUUUAGUAAACAAUCAACAAUUUCUGGAAUAUGCCAGGAUUGCACGGGAUUUAAAAAAUGCUUUCCCGGAUUUUGUGGCUGGAUUUGACCUUGUUGGACAGGAAGAUUUGGGAGAAACUCUACACUCGUUUUCGACAGAGUUGGAAGAAAUGCAGAGUGAGAUGAAUUUCUAUUUUCAUGCCGGUGAAACUGAUUGGAAUGGAUUUUCGACGGAUAAUAAUUUGGUAGACGCCGUGCUUCUGGGAACUAAAAGAAUAGGACAUGGUUAUGCUUUGCUGAAACAUCCCCAGGUAGCUCGAACUGUUAAGAAUAACCAAAUUGGCAUCGAGGUCUGUCCGAUAUCAAAUCAGGUUCUGGGUUUAGUAAGCGAUUUGAGGAAUCAUCCUGGAAGUUAUCUAUUAACAAAUAAUUAUCCGGUCGUUAUCGCUCCGGAUGAUCCCGGAUUCUGGGGCGCCCAGGGAGCUUCUUAUGACUGGUAUGAAGCGUUCAUGGGACUAGCAGCCAAAUGGCAGGAUCUGCGUUUAUUGAAACAAUUAGCAAUUAACUCCAUUAACUAUUCUUCUUUGGAAGGGCAGAAAAAACAGGAGCUCAUGCGAGAUUGGGAAAAGAGAUGGGAGAAAUUCGUCGAUGAUGUAAAUAAUGGAAGUUUCAAUAUGAGAAUCGAUUAUGAAUUAAACCUAGAGAUAAACUUACAUGCUUCAGUUAGUGGCGCCUCUGGCGAAGUGCGGAAACAAUUAAAAUUGAAGUAA
Messenger RNA from Ctenocephalides felis (cat flea), 1676 nucleotides. Its product is annotated as adenosine deaminase 2-like. The coding region runs from base 39 to 1676 and encodes 545 amino acids. The record is from RefSeq and is a predicted model, not a curated record. Gene Ontology annotation, molecular function: adenosine deaminase activity. The transcript has 5 exons. Lineage: Eukaryota; Metazoa; Arthropoda; Insecta; Siphonaptera; Pulicidae. Gene Ontology annotation, biological process: inosine biosynthetic process; adenosine catabolic process.